Molecule: messenger RNA, 906 nt
Organism: Malassezia pachydermatis
Lineage: Eukaryota; Fungi; Basidiomycota; Malasseziomycetes; Malasseziales; Malasseziaceae
Product: phosphatidylserine synthase
Exons: 2
Coding region: 1-906 (301 amino acids)
Biological process (GO): phospholipid biosynthetic process
Cellular component (GO): membrane
Molecular function (GO): phosphotransferase activity, for other substituted phosphate groups
Source: RefSeq, a predicted model, not a curated record
AUGAGCACGUCUGUGGCUAGUCAUCCGCAGCUGCGCCAACGGCUCAAACCGGAGAGCCGGAGCUCUGCAAGCGAUCUUCGCGAAGAUGCUGAGGUACAACUGAAGCGCUUUAUUGAAACCAAUGGCCAUUUCAGCCUUGUUCGCAACUUUCACCUCGCUGAUGCGUUCACACUUAUGAACGGCUUCUGUGGUGCACAGUCUAUCUAUAUGUCGGGUCGCUAUAUACUUACAUCGAACCCGCUAUACAUGUGGGCAGCCCUGUGGUUCCCCUUCUUUGGCGCUAUUUUUGACUUGUUGGAUGGCAAGAUUGCGCGGUGGCGUCAAUCUAGUAGCAUGUUGGGGCAGGAGCUUGACUCUCUAGCUGAUCUUGUCUCUUUUGGCGUGGCACCUACUGUUGCUGCGUUUGCGAUGGGUAUGCGCAACCCGCUGGAUACGAUGAUCCUAACAGUAUUCGUAUGCUCUGGCAUUGCGCGACUUGCACGCUUCAAUAUCACAGCUGCCCACAUUCCUCAUGAUGCGAAAGGCAAGGCGCACUACUUUGAGGGUCUUCCUAUUCCGUCCAGCCUAGCGCUUAUUGGCUUCCUUAGCGUUUGUCUGCUGCUCGGUCGCUUUGAGACCAGCGCGGGUGUGUGGGCCGCGACUGGCCCACACCUUCCGUUCACGGGUACGUGGCACAAUCUUCUGCCCGGCUCUGGAUUGCCUCUUGGAACGCUGCGCGUGGACAUGUCGAAUCAACUCUACGCACUGUUGGCUACGGGUGGCUACCUACCGCGUCUUCUUGGUGCGAAGCUGCUAGCGCAGUGUUCUGAGUUCUUUGGCGCUGUAGUCAUCCACAAAAUCUCGUUCCUUUGGCUGGUUUGGUCGAUGGCCAUGGUCAGCAAAACACUUCGUGUUCCCAAACCCUAA